This is a messenger RNA of Diaporthe batatas, 1215 nucleotides long. RefSeq lists its product as uncharacterized. The record is from RefSeq and is a predicted model, not a curated record. The transcript has a single exon. Bases 232 to 1110 code for a protein of 292 amino acids. Lineage: Eukaryota; Fungi; Ascomycota; Sordariomycetes; Diaporthales; Diaporthaceae.
GUUCAUUUCCGGCAUACUUAUCGACUUCGAUUUGCCACAACUACACAGUUCACAAGAACAUAAAAUUCGUCAAUUUCCAUCAUGUUCAUCCACCUCUUGUUAUCAUUCCAAGAGAAUAACACCGAUUUAUCUAAGGAUUCCAACGACUAGACCAAGCGCCAUACCCUGGGUUCGCUUCUAUAAUCUGACGACAUAAGAGAAUUCUCAGAGAAGACCACAUCUCACACAGCUAUGGCAAUCAAAUUCGCAACGUUCCUCUCCCCUCCCCUUCGAACGACUCUAACAUCCCCGGACACCUCGUCACCCGACACAGGCCUCUGGCAACCACUGUCCUGUACCCUGGUCUACACGCCCUCAUCUGCGGUCAUCAUCGACUGCCCAACCACCAUCGCCCCUACACGAGACCUGGCAGCGUGGAUCAAGGGCAGGCUACCUGAGGGCUGUACCCUAAAACUGUUCCUCACAACACAUGCGCAUGGCGACCACUUCUUCGGCUUCCCUAUUCUGGAGGACAACUUUCCCGGAAUCCAGGCCGUGGCUAGCCGCUAUGUGAUCGAGGGGGUUGAUUCCCAGUAUGCCCCGGACAUGUAUGAGGGCGUGUGGAAAGUGGGGUUUCCCGGCCUGGACGAGAGGCGUGUCGUGUUCAAGGCGCUGCCCGAAUCGAAUGAGAUUGAUCUGGAUGGUAACAUCAUUAAGAUCCAUGACAUCCAGCAUGCCGAUACGCACAACUCUUCCUUCGUCCACGUACCAGCCCUCGACCUCGUUGUGGCUGGAGACGUGGCUUACAACGGGGACUGUUACCAAUACCUCGCUGAAGCGAAUAGCGCAGAGAGGCGGGCACAAUGGAUUACGGCGAUCUCUGAGAUCAUUGCCUUAGAGCCAAAGAUAGUGAUCCCUGGACACUCGUUCCACAUCCGCUCCGAUCCGGACGCGGGAUACGCCAAGACUCUCCUGGAGAGCAAUGUCGCCUACAUCCGGGGCUUUGAGGAGGAGCUUCAGAAGGCCGCCAACGCGAAAGAGCUGUUUGAGUCGAUGCAGAAGCGAUUCAAGCGGUGGAAUCUUUGGAUCUUGAACGAAAGCUGCAAGGCUGCUUUCCCAGGGGGCGCCUAGUGUCAGCGAGUUGGGAGCUCGCUACAGCAAUGCCAUAGCAUCAGGGCUAUGAUUGUGGCAGACAGAUGUACACGAUAGGAAAUAUUCGAAGUUAUUUGAUCUUGA